Messenger RNA from Gadus morhua (Atlantic cod), 1218 nucleotides. RefSeq names its product eukaryotic translation initiation factor 2B, subunit 2 beta (gene eif2b2). Gene Ontology annotation, cellular component: eukaryotic translation initiation factor 2B complex. Gene Ontology annotation, biological process: translational initiation. The transcript is spliced from 8 exons. Lineage: Eukaryota; Metazoa; Chordata; Actinopteri; Gadiformes; Gadidae. Gene Ontology annotation, molecular function: guanyl-nucleotide exchange factor activity; translation initiation factor activity. The record is from RefSeq and is a predicted model, not a curated record. Bases 91 to 1158 code for a protein of 355 amino acids.
CGGAAACUCUAGUCGUGCACAUCCGUUUCCAACCCUCUGACGGAAAGGCAUUGCGUUGACAUUUCACAGUGGAACAACAAGCGAAACAACAUGCCCGGUGCCGAUAAAAAUACGGACCUUUCGGAGAGAAUAGAGGCUUUUUUAGCCGACCUGAAGCGUGGAGGCACCGGGGCUGGACCGCUGCGUGGCUCGGCUGAAACUGCCAGAGAAACGACUGCCUUGCUCCGCAGAAUAACAGCCCAGGCACGAUGGAGCAGUGCAGGCGAUCUGAUGGAGAUCAUCCGGAAAGAGGGGAGGAGGAUGACGGCAGCCCAGCCGUCCGAGACCACGGUCGGUAACAUGGUCCGCAGGGUGCUGAAGAUCAUCAGGGAGGAGUAUGCUCGGUCAAGGGGAAGCAGCGAGGAGACGGAUCAGCAGGAGUCUCUCCAUAAGCUGCUGACCUCAGGAGGUCUCAGCGAGGAGAACUUCAGACAGCACUUUCCUACUCUCAAAGCCAACGUGAUCGAGGCCAUCAACGAGUUACUCACUGAGCUUGAGGGCACGACGUACAACAUCGCCAUGCAGGCCCUGGAGCACAUCCACUCCAACGAGGUCAUCAUGACCAUCGGCCGCUCGCGCACCGUGGAGGACUUCCUCAAGGACGCAGCACGCAAGCGCAAGUUCCACGUUAUCGUGGCCGAGUGCGCCCCCUUCUGCCAGGGACACAAAAUGGCGACCAGCCUCUCGCAGGCAGAGAUCGAGACGACAGUUAUUCCAGACGCUGCUAUAUUCGCCGUGAUGUCUCGUGUCAAUAAGGUCAUCAUCGGCACGCAGACGGUGCUCGCCAACGGAGGACUGCGGGCCGUCAACGGCACGCACACGUUGGCCCUCGCCGCCAAACACCACUCCACGCCUCUGAUAGUGUGCGCCCCCAUGUUCAAACUCUCGCCUCAGUUCCCAAACGGGGAUGACACGUUUCACAAGUUCGUAUCACCCCAUGAGGUCCUACCAUUCACAGAAGGGGAGAUCCUGUCCAAGGUCAACGUGUACUGCCCGGUGUUCGACUACGUUCCGCCGGAGCUCAUCACGCUCUUCAUCUCCAACAUCGGGGGCAACGCGCCGUCGUACAUCUACCGGCUGAUGAGCGAGCUGUAUCACCCCGAGGACCAUGAGCUGUAGCUGUAGCCAGGUCCAGAGGACAGACUAACCGAAAUAAAAACCUGCUGAACAAACCCUCUA